CGUAGGUGACGUAAGAGGAGACGUUUCUUUAAGGGUGGAGGUCGAGCUCACUUCAGGGCCUGAAACAGUUUAAUACACAUGUGUACAAGUUUCUGCCUGUAGCGGACCUCUGAACAACAUGAGCGCUUUGACGAGGUUGGGAGGAGAGUUUCUGCUGUGGCUGUUGUUGCUGUACAGAGUGAACACAGUGACCUGCCAGGAUAAAAUCGAAGGAUUCAUCGGAGACACCGUCCUGCUGCCCUGCAUCUACAGGGAGGUCCACCUUCUACUAGACCCUGUCUCCGUCUUCUGGAGGGACCAAAACGACUGGAUUGUACUGGACAUUAUAAGAAAUGUACCAUACAAUUUAACCCAGAACCAGAAAUUCAAAGGUCGAGUGUCCAGUUUCCAAGAGUUCUACAAGAAAGGGAACUUCUCCAUCUUCAUGAAGAACGUCCAGCAGUCGGACAGCGGCCCGUAUGAGUGCCACAUCCCAAAGGUGGACUUCCAGCUGCAAAUCUCCCUCAGCGUCUCAGAUAAACGUGUUGAAGCAGCGACUCCUCCUCCUGGACCAUCAGAUGGCGCUGCGGUAACACCGAACAUGGUUCUGCUGUUACUUCCUCUGUCUUUGUUGUUAAGUUCUUUUCACUAGGAAGGUGUUACAGCUUAAACGCAGCUUACACUAAAGCUAAAGUUCUGGCAGCUUUGAGGAAAGAAACUGAAGAAGAGUUCAAUUCUAAAAGGAAAAACUAGCUUUAAUUUCAUAACUGAAACACACUUAAAGUCUCAGCGCUGCUUUAGAAAGUUCCAACAUUUAAUGUUCAACUGUUGACAGUGUGAGCUUAUAUUAUUAUAAGAUUAUUACAGUUAAUAAUCUUAUAAUGUUACCUAAUAACGUUGUUAAUGUUACUACUACUGCUGACUGCUGCCCCCUCUGGGACGGUGUUAAUAACCAGCUGACUCUCCUCACUGCAGCCAUUAGUAACCUCCUCCUCUUUUCAUUUCAGUCGCUGCACUCUCACUGUUCUGUUACCACAGUUUACUGUCGCCUUCCUGCUGUGAACGACGACUUCUAAUUAUAUUUUUAUUUAGAGUUAAAGCCUCUUAAAACCCGUCAGAAACAAAAGACAGAUUUAAUGAAACCACAAGACGUCAGAUCCUUCAGAAAGCCAAACAUCAUGAUACCUUGUGCGGAGUAAAAGUAAAGAGAAUAUAUCUGGUUGUGGUAAAAAAAAGUCUGAUCAGUUUAUUAGGAACCCCGAGCUAAAGCUGAUGCAGUCUAAACAACAACUCUGCAGUCAAUCAACUGUAGGAUCCUUUUGGAGUUUGUAGGACUUUAUACCGCAUCACUUUGAGCUUCAUGUACCUGAACUAAACUGAACGUACACCGAUCAGCCUCCUGACUUAAUAACUGACCGUCACAGAUUCACGUGUUCCUGCUCUGUCAUCAGGUAGUUUGACUUCCUGAAGGAUCAUUCAGUGGUGUUACAAAACAUGCAGCUGUUUGCACUUCUCUCAUCGUCCAAUGAGAGUUCGAUGUGGAGGAACGCUGCGUUUCUGCCGUGCAGCUUAAACUGUCUGCAGUCAGCAAAAUCAUUUCCAUUGGCUGUUUUGUCAAAAUUGAUUUAUUAUUUUCCCUGUUGUUUACAAACAUCGGAGCUCCUGAACGCAGCUGAAUGAAGCUCUGCUGUCACAUGUUAUUUCUGAUUUUGCUGUAAAACAAGAAGUUUAUUUAUUUCCUGUCUCGUAGUGGAUUGUGUCUGUUUAUAACCACAUUUCUGAGCUGAGGCUAACGUUACAUGUGCUCUAUAAAGCUAAUCAGAGGCGUCAGUCAUGCUGCUGUGUGUUUUUAAGGCAAACGCACUUUUCUAUCAACAAAGCAUCAAAUUGUGAGCUUUGUAAACUAUGUGAUAGUUCAUUACCUACUGAGUUGGUCUUGAAAGCAACGGUUAUCUUUGCAUACCCAGGUUCGAUUCCCAUCCUAGCUCACUGUGAAUUGAUCAAAGAUACAUGUUGUUUAAACUUAAUGCUGCCAAUGUAAUGUUUAAUUCCCACUGACUUGCAAUGAUAGUUUUUAAAUUUUUAUAUUGUUUCUCUUUUCUAAAUGAAAACAGUGUUUACAUGGAAUAAAUUUUUCAUAAGAUUA
Molecule: messenger RNA, 2125 nt
Organism: Micropterus salmoides (largemouth bass)
Lineage: Eukaryota; Metazoa; Chordata; Actinopteri; Centrarchiformes; Centrarchidae
Product: ICOS ligand-like
Exons: 4
Coding region: 119-631 (170 amino acids)
Biological process (GO): positive regulation of T cell proliferation; negative regulation of T cell proliferation; cell surface receptor signaling pathway
Cellular component (GO): external side of plasma membrane
Source: RefSeq, a predicted model, not a curated record